CAUAUUUGGCAUUUCGUUCUUACGUUUUGGCAGAUGGAUUGAAAAUGAAAUAAUAAUAUAAUUUAUAAAUUUAAACACGAAUUUUCUGAAUGAUGGUCUUAGUGUGAUUUGUUGAGGUUGAGAAGAAUAUUUUCUGUUAUUUGGCUAAAGAAUUAAGUUAUAAAAUGGCUUCGCGCGGUGGUAUUAUGGUGACGGGGACCAACGGGGCUGAUUUUGAGCACAGGGAGAAAAUAGCUGCACAAUAUCAGUUAAGUGCUUUGAACAAAUCCCGACUGAAAUACUGUGUAUUCUUCCAUCAUAUGUUGUUCCUUGUGAUGCUGGCCAAGUUAUCUGCCGAUAUAUUGGAUAAACUGGAUAUAUUUAUAUUAGAAAUUGAGGAAUUACAAAUACCACAGCCUGUAUGGUGGGAGUACAUAUGGUGCUUGUCACUUGUCCUCUCAUUCCUUGGUCUGUCUGCUAUAAAACGAAACAACAUAAAACAAUUAAGACACUACAUGUAUGGAAUCUGUAUUCUUGGAUUUGGACCAUUGUUAUAUUGUGUUCUGUACUACUGUGGUGAUGUAUGGAGAUAUUUGUCCAGAGAUGAUGAUGAAGAUGACAGCUCCGAAGUGGAGAUAGAGUUAUGGCAGGGCUACCCAUAUGGAUUGUUGUGGUACGCAUUCGUGCUCCUUGGAUCCCAGAUUCACUUCUUCCAACUAUACUUUUCCUACAACUUGCUUAAGGCAUGGCGUGCCAGAGGUGCAUUGAGGAAAGCAGAAUAGACCAUCAUUAAGUUUAAUUGUAUGUUUUUAAAUUCUAUUUACUUUCUUAAAGAUGCCUUGCUCUUUUCAUCUGACAUGAAUGGAAAAAUGAUUGAAAUUUGUAAUUAAUAUUUAUUUUUGUUAAAUUAAUUGUAUAAUUGCAUGACAAUCUAAUUACAAUUGACAAUAAAUUUUUUACUGUAUAUCAAUGAUUUUGAUAUUUGAAAAACAUAUUUUGUUAAUGGUAUUAACUGCUUGCACUUAGUGGAAUUUUAAAUUAGUAGUUAUUUUAAAAAAAAUAUUUACUGUACCAUAAUUUUUUUAAAUUAUAUUUGCAAAUAUAUAUAUUUAUAUGUUGCACAGUCAUAUAAUUGUUAUUUAGUAGCAUAACUGUAGGGUGCCUUGGGCUUCCAGCCCAAGAGGGCCUCUGGUUCAAGUAGCCAUGAGCAUACAAAGAAUCUAUCAUUUAUUGCAUAUAUUAGUACUCGUAUCACAGCCGCCUAUGAUUAAGGGUCCGGAAUUGGUCUCAAAACUGAAUUUAUUCAAAUGGUAUAUUUACGCCAUUGUUUUUAGUCUAAUUUUAUCAAAUUAUGGAAUAGUAGGGAAGUGUUUUUAUAAUGAUUAUAAAAUAAUUUGUUACAUUUUCUAUUUGUGUUGAUUAAAUGAGCAAAGGCGUCUUGAAUCUGAGCCUAAUUUAAUAUAUUCACUGCCAUUCCGAAGAAAUGGUAUAAUUGACACAUUACUGUACUUAGAAUUACUAUUUUUUCUUCUGAGUUCAGUGAUAUAAAACGUAGACGUAUAAUCUAGCUCUCGGUUCAUUCUAGAACAAAUUUACUUAUCAGCUACUUUGUACGUAGGAAAACCAAUGAAAUAAUCACUUCUAGAUGGCGUAAUACAUACUCCAGUUUUUAAGUUAGACCUUCAAAAACGUAACGGAGAAAACCACAUUAAAUUUAGUGCAGUAUUUUUUGUGCGAUGAACAAACAUACAGACAGACAGACGAAAUUUCUAUUAAUAAUUGUUUUGGUUUCUAUUGCUUCCAUUAAAACUCCUUACAUGUAUUUUUGAAAAUAUUUCCCAUGUACAGACAUCGUGCAGUUACCAUUUUACUAUAAUAUUAUGAAAAGUAGGAAUUGAGAUUUUUCGCAAGAAUAUGAGAUUU
Messenger RNA from Galleria mellonella (greater wax moth), 1902 nucleotides. It is a transcript of the gene jagn, whose product is annotated as protein jagunal. Lineage: Eukaryota; Metazoa; Arthropoda; Insecta; Lepidoptera; Pyralidae. The coding region runs from base 165 to 761 and encodes 198 amino acids. The transcript is spliced from 4 exons. Gene Ontology annotation, biological process: endoplasmic reticulum organization; vesicle-mediated transport. Gene Ontology annotation, cellular component: endoplasmic reticulum membrane. The record is from RefSeq and is a predicted model, not a curated record.